UUGCCUCUUCAAAUUUUAAAAUUAAUCUUUCACUCCAAUUAACUACUCUCUUAACUGAAAAUACACUUUGCAGGCCGACAACAUGACAGAAGAAAGCGGACCACAGGAGCUGAGCUUCCAGCCAAAGUUUUUCACAAACGCCUCGAACAAGAAGACUAUCGCCAAUAAGGAUGUGUACACUCAGCUAAAGAAGCUGUCAAAGGAGCUCAACGGACUAGAGCAAGAGACAGCCAACACGCACUCGCUCGAUGCGGUCACCCGCCAGCUGAUUUCACCAUCACUGCUCCGGCACAAAGAGUCCGGCGUAGUUGCGUACGUGUCCUGCUGCAUAGCCGACAUCCUGCGGCUAUACGCACCCGAGGCGCCAUACAACGACGGAGAGAUCAAACAGAUAUUCAACGUAUUCAUCGAUCAGCUCCAUCUCUUAAGCAAAACCGAAGAUCAAUUUUUCCCGCUCCGAGAGUACCUGCUCACCAGCCUGGCCACAGUGCGCACGCCUGCCCUGGUUGCCAUGCUCCCGGAUGCCGAAGACAUUAUAUCGCGGUUUUUCACCGUGCUCAUUGGUGUUGUGAAUCCGAGCUUGCCACACAGCCUUCAUAUGCAGAUCCUGGACAUAUUGCAGCAGCUGCUGGAGGAACCAAAGACCGUGCCGCAGGACGUUAUUGAUGUGAUUCUGCUGCAGUUCACCAAGAAGCGGCAGCAGGACAACCCGGCGGCGCACCAGCUGGCCAGCGAUCUAGCCAACGGCACUUCUGACGUGCUGCAAAAGUACAUUUACCAGUACUUCAACGAUGUGAUUGUCAGCGCGGCACAGCAGCGGGCCGGGCAAAUGCAAGAGCAACAGGCUGAUGGCGAUGGCCAAGCGCAGCGUCGCAUCUCUGGGUCGAGUAGUUCCCUGGACGACCUGCGGUCAGCGCACUACUUGAUCCUGGAGCUGAACAAGUCGGCGCCAGGCACGCUGCUUAACGUUAUUCCGCAGCUCGAGGAGGAGCUGAGCGUCGAGGAUGUGGACAUCCGCAUUCUGGCAACCGGCGUUCUGGGCGAGAUGUUUGCUGAAAAGGGAUUCACGCUUGCCAAGCGCUACGAGUCGACAUGGAAGGCGUGGAAAGGCCGUCGCGCAGAUACUUUGCCGCUGGUGCGCAUCCAGUGGGUAGAGCACGCAGUGUCGCUGUACCAGCAUCAGCCGCAGUUGUCGCGUGAGCUCAACGACUAUGUUGUGGAGAAGCUCUGCGAUGUUGACGACAAGGUUCGCCAGGCCGCGUGUCGCUCACUGGGGCUGCUGGAGGUGACACAGGUCGUGCAGGCGGCCAUCGGCGAGAACGUUGUCGACAUGCUGGGCGAGCGGUGCAAGGACCGCAAGGCCGCCGUCAGGUCGGAGGCCAUCAUUGCACUGGCCAACAUCUACAGCCAGAUAUACGAGGAGCUCGAGCAGGGGAAUGCCGCGGCGCACAGCAAGUGGGGCAGCAUUCCGUCCAAAAUAUUCAUGCUGCGCUACAUCAACGACCCGGACAUUGACUCCAAGGUCGAGAGCAUUCUGACGGGCGCGAUCCUCAACUUUGCAAAAAUCAAAGACGACCGGUCGCGGUGCCAGCGUCUGCUCGUGGUGUUCAACAGCCUGACAACCAAGGCGCGCAGCGGGUUUUACAGCUACAUGCGGCGGCAGCGCGACAUAAUCAGUCUGACUGACGCGUUCCUAGACCUCUGCGAGAAACAGGACCAGGGCACUGCGGUCGACACAGAGGGUGCCACGGCUGACCAGCAGCUGCGCGUGCUGACCGUCAAGAUCAGCGCUUGCUUCCCGGAGCGGGCCAAAGUGGAAAACGCGCUGGCGCAGCUCGCUGCCCUGCACGACAGUGAGGUGUACAGGGGCCUGCGCGCCACAAUGGACGCGGAGAACGACAUCAAGGCCGUGCGCAAACAUCAGAAGAGCGCGUUGAAGAAGCUUUCGACACUGGCGCCCAACCUCCUCGACGCUACGGCGCCUCUGUGGAAGUGCGUGGGCCUGACCACCACCAACCGGGCACUAGUGCCAUUUCUGAUCGAGCACGCAUCAUCAUCGGCAAACGCAAUGGGCGCAAAGAGUGGCUCGCACGGGAAGCUCAGCGGUGCUGCGGGCGUUCUGGUGGGAUACAUCACGGACGUGUUUCCCGAGAUGCUGCAGUUCAGCUCGGCAGAGCUGUUUGACGUGGACGAGCUGCGCACGGGCACGGUGGUGGCGACUGAGGAGAGGCUGGCAUUGAUGGUCAAGUUUGCCAAGGCCAUUCCACGGUCCAUACCUCAUGACCCCGAGCUCGAAAGCCAGCUUGCCUUAUUUGUGCGCUCAGGCGCGUCUGUGCGACAGGCAAAGUAUUCGGCGUUCCUGGUGACGCAGAUUGGGGGCGCCGAGGGCCUCUGCGCGGCGCUGACGGGCGACAUGGUGGACAACCUGGACAACACUCAUAUCAAACGCCGCGCACCAUCGUAUGCGGCUCUUUCAAGGUUUGCGCAGUAUGCGCCGGCGGCAUUUGCGAUUUACUCUGAGCGCAUAAGCACGUACCUUGUGCAGAGCGUGCUGAUGGGCGGCCAGGGGGAGAUUGUGGGUGACGACGCCAUGGAGGCGGACGACUGGGUAGCGCGCGAUGCGCUCGGCGACGCUGCGCUGACCAAGAUCUACGCCGUCAAGAUCUUGACCAACUGGCUUGUGGGCAUUGAUCGCCAGACGCUGACGCGCGAGAGCGUGCAGACGGUUCUGGGGGCACUACGGCAGCUGGUGCGCAACGGAGGCGAGAUCCGCCAGGACGGAAGCACUUCGGCGCUGGAUCGCCAGCAUCUGCUUUUGACCGCGGCCACGUGCAUGCUCAAGCUUGCGUCCCUGGUGCACUUUGAUAAGGUUCUCAACGUGUCCGACGUGCUCAGCCUAUCUAUGGUUGUCCAGCACCCAUGCUACGAGGUGCGCUCGGCCAUGCUAUUGAAGAAGCUUGUGCCUGCGCUUGUCGCCCGGCGGAUCCACGUGCGCUUCAUCCCGGCGCUAUUCCUGGUAGCUCAUGAUCCUGAGGCAGCUAUGCGCGAUAACGUGAAGCACGCUGUGGAGCUGCACCUGUCGCAGAUCAGGCCCACACCCGGAUCACCCUCGGUGGUUGAAGAUAGUUUCUGCCGUAUGCUGUUUACGCUGGCGCACCACCCAGACUGGGACGACUCGCAGAUGGUUGAUACCCUGGAGCUUUUCACACGGUACAUCGAGUUCUACAUCAGCUGCGUGUGUGCUGCGCAAAACGUCUCGCUUCUGUUCUGCUAUGCAGGAGAAAUCAAGGCGUAUAAGAACAGAUUGAGCACCGACCCUAUGAACAGAGACACGCUCAAUGACGUGUUCACCAAGCGGCUGUAUGUGCUGAGCGAGCUGGCGCAGUAUCUGCUGCGGGAAAAGAGCAUUUCGUCUAAUUGGCCGGUCAACGUGUAUCCAGGUAAACUGUCGCUGCCUGCGGAUAUUUUUGAGCCGUUGUCGAGCGAGGACAAGGAGAAUGCGCCGCGUAGCCAGCUGUUUUUGGACGCCGAGUUUAUCCAGAGGCGUGCCAGGGCUCCGGCUGCGUCGAGGGCGAAUGCUGCUGCUGCUAAGCGCAGUCGCUCGAGAUCAAAUGCCGCAGCCAAUGCUAAGCGCUCAAAGAACGGCGCAGCCAUCGUGAGCAAUGCCGCGGGAGGGCAGACCAUCAGAUCCGAGAGCAAGAGCAAGAGCAAAAGCAAAAGCAAAAGCAAAAGCAAAAGCAAAAGCAAAAGCAAGGCCAGGGGCAAGCGGGCAGCUGCUGGCAGUGACAGCGAUGACGAUGAGGAUGAGGACGAUGUCAAUAUGGACAACAGCGAGGAUGAUAUGGCCGAGGACGUCGAGAUGUCCAGUGUGGCCGAAACCAGCGAUGAAGAGUAAUGGGUGCAAUAACAAACCUUUAUAUUAACUGGUCUUGUAUUGCCUAAUAAAAUUGAUUAUAUUAAAGUGCAUAAAGCCUGCGUUUUGAUCACUUGCAGUGCAAUGCACGUGUUUGCUUGAGCCGACUGGACGCGUGUGGUUCGCGACUCUAAAAUACCCUGCUUUCUGUUUUUUUUAUUUUUAUUUUUCCCGAGA
Molecule: messenger RNA, 4090 nt
Organism: Kickxella alabastrina
Lineage: Eukaryota; Fungi; Kickxellomycota; Kickxellomycetes; Kickxellales; Kickxellaceae
Product: armadillo-type protein
Exons: 2
Coding region: 83-3895 (1270 amino acids)
Biological process (GO): mitotic sister chromatid cohesion; DNA repair
Cellular component (GO): chromatin; nucleus
Source: RefSeq, a predicted model, not a curated record